AUGGAUUUCUCCGACUCAUUUCGAAUCGUCAACCUCGCGGUGGGCGUGAUUAUGGUACUGGGCGGAAUAUCGCAAUUCUUCCUCGGCUUCCAAUCCAUCAUAAUCGGCGCCUACGUCCUGAUCUUCGGCUUAGCCGUCGCCCUCCUCGAAUUCCAGAUCCCCCCGCAAGUCUCGCGCUACGCCUCGUUUAUGUUCUCCUUCAUCGGCCGCGGCAUCUUCUACGUCUUUGUCGGCUCCAUCCUCUUGAACAACGGCGUCUUACGUAUCAUCGCUGGUUCUAUCGUCGGUAUCGUCGGUCUUGGUUAUAUCGCCCUCGAGUUCGUCCCCUCUGUUGAGCCCCCUGCCAACAUGCGCGAGGCCGAUGCUGGUUGGGGUGCCGAGCAGGUAUAA
Molecule: messenger RNA, 390 nt
Organism: Daldinia childiae
Lineage: Eukaryota; Fungi; Ascomycota; Sordariomycetes; Xylariales; Hypoxylaceae
Product: Golgi apparatus membrane protein tvp15
Exons: 3
Coding region: 1-390 (129 amino acids)
Biological process (GO): vesicle-mediated transport
Cellular component (GO): Golgi membrane
Source: RefSeq, a predicted model, not a curated record